Postia placenta MAD-698-R-SB12 is the source of this 1302-nucleotide messenger RNA. RefSeq lists its product as hypothetical. The transcript is spliced from 3 exons. The coding region runs from base 1 to 1302 and encodes 433 amino acids. NCBI's taxonomy places the organism in Eukaryota, Fungi, Basidiomycota, Agaricomycetes, Polyporales, Adustoporiaceae. The record is from RefSeq and is a predicted model, not a curated record.
AUGGCUACCACACCUCAAUGGGCGCAACAGCAGUGCGAGCAGAUGUCAACCAAUGGGUAUUUCUGGCAGAACGAGGGACCCUCACGCACCGCUAUGGCCUUUGCACCCCCCCGGUGGAUGUCCCGCCGGACAACGAGCAGCGACCACAUCAUGGCCCUGCCACUGCUGCACGAGCUCACGCGGCCCAUCACCCUGCGCUUGCCCAGCCCCAGGACCGCGUCGCAUGCGCACGAUGAUCCUGGGGUCUGCAUGCGCGACUAUGCAUACGUGCACGAUGCGGUGCCCGCUCAGGCCCCGACGCACCGCGCGUUUUCCAACCCUGGCGCCCCGUUCUCCCUGCAGUCCAGGACAUCGACCAACAUCUUGCAGUACAACCUUGUCAGCGCGCGCAACGGCAAUGGCAACGGCAACGGCAGAUCGAGCAGCGGCAGCAGCGGCAGUGGCAUGGAUGCGCUCCCGGGCCUGUGGCAGAUGAUUGGCACGUUGCGGCCGCAGUCAAGGAGGGAGAGGUCACGCGUGCACGAGAAAGAGCGAGAGCGGACUGCGCGGGAGCAGGACCGGCAGGCGAUGGCCAUUAACAACCCACUGCCACAGGCAUACAACCCGCCGGCGCAGGCACCAGAGCUUGUCAGGCGCGAGCGAGAGCGGGAGUCUCCUUUGGAGCGUCAACGCAGAUCGGGCGCGGGGACGCCGCUGGAACGCUUGUUCAAGAAGCGCUUCUGGACCCGCCAGUCGGGGAGCAGCAGCGGCAUCCCCGACAUCAUGGUGGAGUCGCCAACCACCGCCAUGGUUUCCCGGGCCUCGACGAUCGCCGCCGCCAACCAGCCGCAUCUAUUGAGCCCAGAGAUGCAUCAGCCGUCCCUGCCGCUGCCCACUGACACCGCAGAUUUCGCUGUCUCCGACUCUGACCCGCGGCCGCUACUCCAGCUGCCAGAGUUCUACCUGACCACGCCCAGCGCCGUUGGCAUCGCCGACGAGGUUGAGCAGCAGCUCCCCGCCGGGUUCGUGCCCAUGAGCGCCGCGGACCCCCCACACGACUUCGGCGCGACGAAAGCGAAGGGGCCCAGAUACAGCUACGAGGUCGCGCCAAUACCCCCUGGCGUGGUCUAUCCCAAUCCGCCUGGCAGGAGAAGCGCCACGCCUGGGAGGAGCGCUACGCCGCACGGCGCUGCAGAGGUGGCGCUCCUGCCCUCGCCAUCCAGCCCCCGCGGCCGGCGCGGCAGCCUGAGCGGCCAUUUGUCGCUCCUAUCGCUCCCGCUCGCGUUUAUGGCAUCUCCUUCUGCCCGCGCGCUGAGUGAUUAG